Molecule: messenger RNA, 2410 nt
Organism: Impatiens glandulifera
Lineage: Eukaryota; Viridiplantae; Streptophyta; Magnoliopsida; Ericales; Balsaminaceae
Product: primary amine oxidase-like
Exons: 3
Coding region: 60-2246 (728 amino acids)
Biological process (GO): amine metabolic process
Molecular function (GO): copper ion binding; primary methylamine oxidase activity; quinone binding
Source: RefSeq, a predicted model, not a curated record
AAUCAACACUAGUUGAUAAACUAGAGAAAAACAUAGAUAGAGAGAGAAAGACAUCAUUAAUGGAAGGAAAGAGUUUCAUCAGUUUCAUAGUCCUCAUCAUAGGAUUCAUCGCCCUCUUCACUCUAACUUUCCUUAAUUUCCCCGAAACCCCAUCAUCAAACAAAGAAAACCUCCUCAAUUGCAAUACCCAUUCCCCAUGGUGCAGAUUCCACCCUAAAAAACCCGACCCACUUCAAAACCCGCCGGAAUCCACUCCCCGCCGCCACACCACCGACGUCCCCCACCACCCUCUAGAUCCCCUCACCAUCAAUGAACUCAACAAAGUCAAAUCCCUACUCUCCACUAACCCUAUCUUCAAAACGGCAUCGUUUCACUCCAUCGUCCUCGAAGAACCACCGAAAUCAACCGUCCUCAGGUGGAAAAAACCUGACCCACUCCCCCAACGACAAGCCUCCGUCGUGGCACGUGUCUCCGGCGACACGCACGUGAUACUAAUCGAUCUUGAUAAGGCAGAGAUUAUCAGUGACAAUCCGGGUCCAAUUUCGGGUUACCCGAUGAUGACAAUGGAAGACAUGACUUCAGCUACAUGGGCACCGUUUUCGGAUGCAAACUUCAACCGUACGAUUAUAGCUCGAGGAGUCGAUCUAAUGGAUCUUACAUGUUUACCCAUUUCAACCGGGUGGUUCGGGAAAACAGAGGAGAACCGGAGAUUGAUUAAGGUACAAUGUUACUCUAUUAAAGACACUGCAAAUUUCUACAUGAGACCUAUCGAAGGGUUAACUGUUCUUCUCGACAUGGAUACAAAGGAAGUAAUCGAGAUUUCGGAGAAAGGGAAGAACAUUCCAAUACCCAAUUCAGAUAAUACAGAGUAUCGUUAUUCAAUUCUCAAAAGUAACCAAAAAUUGAACUUAAUCAACCCGAUAUCCAUCGAACAACCGAAAGGUCCUAGCUUUACUAUUGAAGAUAAUCAUUUAGUCAAAUGGGCUAACUGGGAAUUUCACUUAAAAGCCGACCCGAGAGCUGCGGUUAUAAUCUCUCAGGCUAAAGUUCGUGACCCGGAAACAGGGGUGCUAAGGGAUGUUAUGUAUAAAGGGUUCACGUCGGAGCUAUUUGUUCCUUAUAUGGACCCUACAGAUGCAUGGUAUUUCAAGACUUAUAUGGAUGCUGGUGAAUACGGGUUCGGACUUCAAGCAAUGCCUCUUGACCCGCUUAAUGAUUGCCCGAGAAAUGCUUAUUAUAUGGAUGGUGUUUUCGCAGCCGGCGAUGGGAUGCCGUAUGUCCGAUCUAAUAUGAUUUGUGUUUUCGAAAGUUACGCGGGCGAUAUUGGUUGGCGUCACUCGGAGAGUCCAAUCACGGGCUUGGAGAUAAAGGAGGUGAGGCCUAAGGUGACUCUUGUGGUUAGAAUGGCAGCCUCGGUAGCCAAUUACGAUUACAUUGUAGAUUGGGAAUUCCAAACCGACGGACUCAUUCGAAUCAAGGUUGGUUUGAGUGGUAUUCUAAUGGUUAAAGGCACAUCAUACAUUAACAUGAACCAAAUAAACAACCAAGAAAAUCUCUAUGGCACACUCUUAUCCGAAAAUGUAAUUGGCGUAAUCCACGAUCAUUAUGUCACAUUCCAUCUCGACAUGGACAUUGAUGGCUCGGAUAACUCGUUUGUGAAAAUCCACCUUAAGAGAGAAAAACCUUCCCCGUCGGAUCAAUCCCCUCGUCGUAGUUACCUUAAAGCGAUAAGGGAAGUAGCCAAAACCGAGAAAGAUGCUCAAGUGAAGCUCAAACUCUACGAUCCUUCCGAAUUCCAUGUCAUUAACCCUUCGAAGAAGACCCGAGUGGGGAAUCCAGUCGGGUACAAGGUGGUGGCAGCGGGGACUGCCGCCAAUUUACUUGACCUCGACGAUCCUCCCCAGAAACGGGGCGCGUUUACGAAUAAUCAAAUAUGGGUUACUCCGUAUAACCGGAGCGAGCAAUGGGCGGGGGGGUUGUUUGCUUAUCAGAGUCAAGGGGAAGACACUCUCGCGGUUUGGGCAGAAAGGGAUAGGGAAAUUGAGGACAAAGACAUAGUGGUGUGGUACACAUUGGGAUUCCAUCAUAUACCAUGCCAAGAGGAUUUUCCAAUCAUGCCAACUGUUUCGUCGAGUUUUGAGUUGAAACCGGUUAACUUUUUCGAGAGGAAUCCUAUAUUAAGGAUUCCUCCGAACGCGAAAGAAGAUCUUCCAACAUGUAAGGCGGCGGCUAAAGCGACGAACUAAUGACGCCUUCUUUAAUCAUAUGUUUUAUGUUAUGUUUAUGGGUUAUGGAUGAUGUAAAUAUUUUCAAAUAAUUUCAUGCAUCAAUUUCACCAUAUAUCUAUGUUUAAUUAUAUAAGGGAUUAUCCAAAUUCAUGCAUGAUUGUUAGGUUUCAGUUUGUUAGGCU